CCCUGCGCCCGGCGCUCACCAGCAGCAUGCUCUACUUCCAGAUGGUGAUCAUGGCAGGGACGGUGAUGCUGGCCUACUACUUCGAGUACACGGACACGUUCGCCGUGAACGUGCAGGGCUUCUUCUGCCACGACAGCGCCUACCGCAAGCCCUACCCGGGCCCGGAGGACAGCAGCGCCGUGCCGCCCGCGCUCCUGUACUCGCUGGCCGCCGGGGUCCCCGCGCUCGUGAUAAUAGUUGGAGAAACUGCUGUGUUUUGCCUACAACUAGCCACAAGGGAUUUUGAAAACCAAGAAAAAACUAUUUUAACUGGAGACUGUUGCUAUAUAAACCCACUGGUGCGCCGAACUGUCCGAUUUCUUGGAAUUUAUACAUUUGGACUGUUUGCUACAGAUAUCUUUGUGAAUGCAGGGCAGGUAGUCACAGGAAACCUGGCCCCGCAUUUCCUUGCCCUGUGUAAGCCUAACUACACAGCACUAGGAUGUCAGCAGUACACACAGUUCAUCAGUGGGGAGGAGGCCUGCACUGGCAACCCAGAUCUCAUCAUGAGAGCCAGGAAAACCUUCCCAUCCAAAGAAGCCGCUCUCAGCGUCUAUGCAGCUAUGUAUCUGACAAUGUAUAUUACCAACACAAUCAAAGCCAAAGGAACCAGACUUGCUAAGCCAGUUCUAUGCUUGGGCUUAAUGUGUUUGGCUUUUCUUACUGGACUCAACAGAGUAGCAGAAUAUCGAAAUCACUGGUCAGAUGUAAUAGCAGGCUUUUUGGUGGGAAUAUCUAUAGCAGUGUUUCUGGUCGUGUGCGUGGUAAAUAAUUUCAAAGGAAGACAACCAGAAAAUGAGCAUCUCCACAUGGAUAAUCUGGCACAGAUGCCCAUGAUCAGCAUUCCUCGAGUAGAAAGUCCGUUGGAAAAGGUAACAUCUGUGCAGAACCACAUCACUGCCUUCGCAGAGGUCACAUGAUAUUGAAGCAGAUGGUUUGUCACUGCACUGGACGUCAUCCCUUUUUACCAUCCAUUCAUCACACCCAACGUUCGUUUGACUACACGAGAAACUUAUAAAGUCGUCUGAAAACUUUUAUAAUUUUCAAGUCCAUGUCAACCUGCUUCCCCCACUAGACUGUGAGCUCCCCGAGGGCAGGACUAUGUCUUUCUUUUCUGCAUCCCCGGCACCUGCGCAAAGCUGAGCACAAAGCAGGUGCUCAAUAAAAAUGUGAUGAUCGGAUGAGCAAAUUAACUUUCCAAUAAAACAUUCACUUCGGUUUCUCACAGAACCACUGUGACUGUGUUAAAAGAAGCCCCUACACAAAUUGUUAAUUAUAUACGAAAACCCUCUAUUUUGGGCUAGUUGUGUUUUAAAUUUUUCAUAUAUCUCUUCAGGGGUAUGCCAUACCUAAUUUGAAGUGGACUUUGAAAGUCAUGGGGGUUUUUAUUUUAUUAUUCAGCAUGACAUUAUUUCCAUUCUAACAGAUUUCAGUGUGUGAAAUUACUUUACUUUUAGAAAGUAUGUUCUAUACUAAAAUAAUGUUUGCACAUUAUAUUAUGCUAUAUUUCACUUAAAAUAUUCCUACUAUACAUUCUAAGACUGGUGCUUCUGCUUUUGAAGGGGAAAAUGCCAAUUUUUACUGUAAUAAGUAAUGUAUCAUAAUUAAAAAUUAUUUAUUUGGACUUCUUCUUCUCCUGACAAUUGUGGUUUAAUUGAUGGCUUUUGAAUGCAGGCAAUAUUUAGGGCAGUUUAAGUGAGUAAAUUGUGCACUGGUACCUUCUUAUUGAAUAAUUUUCAACAGGUAACAGCUCCUUGGGAGUGGUCAAAGGCUCUGUUUUUACUCGUUAAGAGUUCACAUAAUUUAAAUGGGGAAAGGGCCACAUCCUGAUACAUAAUUUAAAUUAUACAAAUGCUAGAAAUAUAAUUAAUGUAUUUUGCAUUGCAUUUAUGUAGUACUUUAUAGUUUACAAAAUACACUUAUUACUUUAUAUAAUCCUCAUAAUAGCCUGGUGUAAACAUUCAGGGUAUGGCUAUAUUUUUAUAAGUAAGAAAAAUGGAGCCAAGACAGGGUGAAUAAUGUGCACCAUCCCGCUCUAAAUAGUAAGAGCCAUGGCUGAAACGAAAGUUUGGGUUUUCUGACCCUGAACUCGCGUUCCUUCCAAAUGUACCACAGCUGCCAUAGGGUGUUGGACACCAAGGCCUUCCAGAGGUCGUAGGGUCCUGGGCAACUGUCUGCCCAUGACCCCAAAAUGAAGAAAUGCCAAAAGGGCUAGGCAAGUUCUGCCAUAUUUUAAAUAUGUGUGUUUUAAGAAUGAGCACUUUUCAAAUCUCCACUAUAUAGUAACUUAUUUAUCAUCCUAUUUUAAAAUAGUACACAUGGAGCAUCUAGAUGUGGGGUCCUUUGUAAAAGUGAAGUCUGACUCUGCUGUACCUCUUCCACCCUCCCCUCGGGUCCUGGCCCCUCUCAGGAGAGUCCCUGAGGAUAGCCCUUCCACUGAGCAUGUGGCAUCAAGGGUGAACAUCAUCACGCUGUAAGGAAGAUGAGCUCCUCAGCAGUCACUUUGCAAUGUUAAAGCUCCCCUGAGUAACUUACGCUUACAUGAGCAGUAGUUAAUUGACUGAAAUGAACCUUUCUAGCCUUGACAGUACUAAAGAAAGUAAACUUUUCAUUUUCUAUGUCAUUUUAAGAGAAACCAGCAAAUAAAUAUAACCAAAGAGUAUUCAUUACUCCCCAGAUAGUGGCUACUUCCCUACUCCCAUCACUGAGAGAGUUAAACACUUCUAUUAGGGCCAAAAAAAAAAAAAAAAGUGAAAGAUUUCAAACCCCCAGAGCAAUUCAGUUCUGUUGGAAAUUGAGAACAUGAACAAGCUUUGAGUGCCUUGAUUCUUUAAAGAAUUUUAAAGACAAUAACAGUAAUAGGGAAUUCACUUACUGGAGAUGAAAGUGCAGAGGAUGGUCCUAAUGUCUUAGAAGGUGAGAUUCCCAGGAAGAUAUCCGGAGUCACUCAGAUCUGUUCUACAUUCAUUUCCAAGUAGACCAGCAGGAACAUCUUCCUGUUGUAGGCCCCAGCUGUAAGUUCAGAUGUCAGUGUCAUAUCCUUGCCCUUUGAUAAACCUGGUCUGAAUGCCGGUGUUAUACAUUCCUCAAAAAUCCAUAUUUAAUUUCGAAUCAGAGUAAGAUCAUCUCUAAUGUCUAAACAUGAUGGACCCAAGAUUGCACAAUGAAAGAUCUUGUCACGAAGAAAAUCCAGGAAAAGAAAGAAAAGCUACAUGAGGAUAAGGCAAAUGCCAGUAGAGCAUGUUAUGGAGAGUGUUGAAAAAACACAGUUGAGAAAAUACUGAGAUGUAAAUAUGUACAUAUGUAGUCUAGCAGGCAAACACAUAUCUUUCUGAUAAAGACAUCUUCUUUUUAUUCUACUUACUUGGGGCCCAGGUCAGUAUAAAUUGGUCAACCUGAAAACUUCAGUAGUCUCUGUUUGCAUGGCAGAAAUUCUGCACAUGUUUUAUCUGAUUCCUAUGAUAACUUAAAAGGCUCUUUUAUGUUAAAAGAGAGGUGAAUCUUCUUUGACAGACCUUGUCUAUUCCACUUCUAACUGGGCCUCUCUUUUCUCAGGAUCGAUCCUAGCCAAAUAUCUCAGUUACAUCAACCGUAUACAGUUUCCUUUGUGAAAGAGCAGUAGGGAGAAAAUAAUUCUCUGCUGUGUAUUGUAUUUUUCAAAUAAAAUUUUAAAAAUUUAAUUUAAAAAA
Messenger RNA from Carlito syrichta (Philippine tarsier), 3728 nucleotides. It is a transcript of the gene PLPPR5, whose product is annotated as phospholipid phosphatase related 5. Gene Ontology annotation, molecular function: phosphatidate phosphatase activity. Bases 27 to 959 code for a protein of 310 amino acids. The record is from RefSeq and is a predicted model, not a curated record. The transcript has 6 exons. Lineage: Eukaryota; Metazoa; Chordata; Mammalia; Primates; Tarsiidae. Gene Ontology annotation, biological process: phospholipid dephosphorylation; phospholipid metabolic process; signal transduction.